AUGUCCGAAAUCUACAACCCCCACACCCGCACCUGGGAAUAUAUCCCCUCCGAGCCUACCCACGGCCUCUAUAGCGGCUCCCGAGGCCUUCAAACCUACUCGCCCCCGAGCCCCGCCGAGAGUGAGAGCGACCCCUACGCCGAUGGCCUCGAGAUGCGGUCAACCCGGCCAACCACCACCUCCUCAACCUUCGGCCUCAGCACACGGAAACCACGGCGCUCCCCUCCGCGAGCCCCCUUUGGAGGUUCCGAGACUGCUACCCACAAUUCACACUCAUCAGAGCAGAGCUGCUGUGGGUCUAGACACACCGAGGAGCACCUCCGGACACCACCCAAACCGGCGCCGCGGUAUGAUGAGGAGGGCCCGGAGAUGCAGCACUCAUUGUCCCCGCGGCCGAACGCCGCAAAGAGGAAUAGUAGUGGGAGCUCGGCGGGACGGCCGGUCAUGAAGAAUACGAGGACUUCGUUUACAGCCAAUGGGGACCGGGUCGAGGAGUAUUCGGGGGAAGGAAGCUUGAGGAUCGGGACACAUUGGGUUGAUGAUCAGGAUGAGGUUGCGGUGGAAGGGUUGGGGACAAGGCCGGGUGGUAGGAGAGGGAGUGGGUAUGGGAGGAGUUUGUGGUAG
This is a messenger RNA of Morchella importuna, 624 nucleotides long. RefSeq lists its product as uncharacterized. The coding region runs from base 1 to 624 and encodes 207 amino acids. The record is from RefSeq and is a predicted model, not a curated record. NCBI's taxonomy places the organism in Eukaryota, Fungi, Ascomycota, Pezizomycetes, Pezizales, Morchellaceae. The transcript has a single exon.